GCAUACCCAAUUUGAAACAAACAUUGACCACAAAGAAUUCUCCCACCAACUGCGGUGCCUAAGACACAGGACAACAUGUUGUCAACGCUACCUUGUACGACCUGAUCCUCCUGACCGACACAGAACGAGGAUGUUCUGUUCAACAUUGGAACUCAUUGUCAUAAACAUAAAACCCACGUCAUCAUGUCAAGGCUUCUCGCUAGUGGAAAUGUUAGAAGGUUUGUGCAUUCUUUUCACCGGAAACAGAACAAUGGCAACUUGGAAGGAUUUCAUCCAAUCGGGAUCCCUUACACAACCUACAAAUUUUUCUCAUACUAUGCAGUUGUACAGAAAGGACAAACUCCAUUUAUGUUAUAUAAAACAAAGGUUAAGUUGCUGAUGAAUGGCAGUGCGAGGAACUUGUAUACCAUCCCUUCAAAUAAUGCAAAAUACCAGCAUGGUCAGGUUCUUUGGAACAUGAUGCGUUUCCAUAAGGGGCCAGCUCUACCUCCAGUUGGUCAAAUUGCCCGUGCUGUGAGUCUAGCUAUGGUUAAAUCAAAUUUUGUUAUUCAUGGUAUGAUUGCUGUCAUAGUAAGCGCCUGGACACAAGGGAAAUUAGCAGAAGCGGAAGCAUUCCCGACAAGGGAUUUAUUGUACUUACACGCACAAGAUGGACGUGUAUAUUUAACCUCAGUUCUCUUGGAUGCCCUUGAGAUGGUUGCCUUGUUUCUCAGGGCUUUGUACUUACUAGUUUUGUUCUCUCCUUGCAUAGCUAUGGCUCCUUUAGUUCACUAUUUUGGUAUUCAGUUUAGAAAAACAUGGAUUCGUGUUGUUCAUCAUACACUUGCAAAGGCCGGCCCAGCAUUCAUUAAAUGGGGUCAAUGGGCUGCAACCAGACCCGAUCUCUUUCCUAGGGAUCUUUGUGAUGAACUAGCAGAAUUUCAAACCAAAGCACCAUCACAUAGUUUUAGUUAUAGCAGAAAAUGUAUUGAAACUGCGUUUGGUCGCAAAUUAAAUGAAAUAUUUGAGAAGUUUGAGGAAGAACCAGUAGCUUCGGGUAGUAUAGCUCAAGUUCAUCGAGCUACACUAAAGUACAAAUACCCUGGUCAGCAAAUCAAACCUGUCGUUGUAGCAGUCAAAGUUCGACAUCCGGGGGUUACUGAAGCAAUUAGAAGGGAUUUUUUCAUUAUAAAUCUUGUUUCCAAGAUAACGAGUAUUGUUCCUAAUUUGAAGUGGUUGAGAUUAGAUGAGAGCAUACAGCAAUUUGCUGUUUUUAUGAUGUCUCAGGUUGAUCUUUCGAGGGAAGCGGCACAUCUUAAUCGCUUUAUCUACAAUUUCCGGAGAUCGAAAGAUGUUUCAUUUCCAAUACCUCUGUACCCUCUCGUGCACCCUUCUGUUUUGGUGGAAACUUAUGAACAGGGUGAAAGUGUUUUACAUUUUGUUGAAGAUCUUGAAGGACAUGAGCAUAUCAAAAGUUCUCUCGCUCAUAUUGGAACACAUGCUCUUUUAAAGAUGCUUUUGGUGGAUAAUUUUAUUCAUGCAGACAUGCAUCCCGGAAAUAUUCUUGUUCGUAUGGAGAAAAAGAAAUCACCACCUGCUGUACAGCUCUUUAAGUCAAAGCCCCAUGUCAUUUUCCUUGAUGUAGGCAUGACUACUGAACUUUCGAAGAGGGAGCGAGAAUGUUUACUGGAAUUCUUUAAGGCUGUUGCACUUCAAGAUGGUCGCGGUGUUGCCGAGUGCACCCUUAGAUUAUCAAAACAACAAAAUUGCCCUGACCCAAAAUCUUUCAUUGAGGAGGUGGAUAAAUCAUUUAAGUUAUGGAGGUCCUCAGAAGGUGAAGCUGUCCACUCAGGUGACCGUAUGCAACAUUUGCUCGAGCAUGUUAGGCAGUGUAAAGUCAAUAUAGAUGGGAAUAUUUGCGCUGUGAUAGUGACCACAUUAGUUCUGGAGGGGUGGCAACGGAGGCUUGAUCCGGAUUAUGAUAUGCUGCACGCUUUGCAGACACUGCUGUUUAAAGCUGACUUGGCAGAAGAGUCUCUAUCUUAUGCCAUUGAAGGACCAGUGGCCCCGUAAUUAAAAUGUGGCCCUUUUGUUUGCACCAAAUUUUGGUGCAGAAAAAUUUGUUGUAGAUUAUUUUGCUAUUGUUGCAGAUGUGCUUCAAUUUACCAAUGCCAUUUUUGUGCAGCCCUUAUUGUGUUUCUUAUUACAAGCUGGGGCCCGGCAUUGUGAAGGUUUUGAAUAAUUUUUGGUUUUCUUUUUUGAUAGAAUUUUAUGGUUCUGCUGUAUACUUAUGAUAUAGAAUAAUAAUCAGGAAAUCAGGUCAAUAAGUAUUUGUUAUUUG
This is a messenger RNA of Medicago truncatula (barrel medic), 2320 nucleotides long. RefSeq lists its product as uncharacterized. The record is from RefSeq and is a predicted model, not a curated record. Lineage: Eukaryota; Viridiplantae; Streptophyta; Magnoliopsida; Fabales; Fabaceae. The coding region runs from base 184 to 2052 and encodes 622 amino acids. The transcript has 5 exons.